AGUGGGAAUGAGUAAUGUGAUCAAAGCCAAAGUGUUGGGGAUUCUUCACAAAGUUAUCUACAAAAGUGAAAGUGGACCAACCUGUAUGCUAUGUAUAGGGGAGACUACCGGAAUAUUCCCUCUCCAUAUGAGAAUAGCGGAGUUACGUUAUGUAUUGGUAGUAUUAAAUAUGCUGGCUUCCAAGUGGCAUAUAUUGUAUGGGCUUUCAUCAUCUCAGUUCUGAUCCUUUUCAUCCUCUGUAUCAUACUGGCUGGCCUUAUCGUCCUUAUCAUCAAUGGAGUCACAGACUGGCUUGUGAACAAACUUCUUCAAGUCUGGCCCAGUUUGCUGAUCACGCUAGUGCUGCUUAUCGUGCAGAAACUGCUGGCAAAGUUUAUCUUUCUGCAGGACCGCGGCCAAUGGCUCAGACUGGACAACAGACGCUUUUUCUUCAUCUUCACAUACUUCAUGUUCUUCUUCAACAUCUUCAUGGGUCUCGUCUCAUGUCUUUUGCGUAUUCUGAAAGCCAUCGGUGUGGGAACCAUUUUCCUGGCUCGCCUGGAUAACAGCACGCUCCCUAGAAAGUUUGAGUUUUUUGAUCCAGGCUUUAAGGCCUACCAGGGGUUCAUCCACAUGGAAGCGGCUCACACCCACCCCGUGGUCAACGUCUUCAUCCGUCUCCUGAUGGCGCUGAAGAACGAGAGGAUGAAACAGAAGAGUUCGAGCACAGCUGUGGACGUGGACAAAGUUGGGGUCAACGGGGUCACCAACCACACAUAUGACGGUAGUCUGAAAGGAGCUAGUGACGGUGAGGUCAAAGUUCGUCCUGUGAACGUCGCAGCGAGGUUUAACUGGCAUGUCACAUACACUCUGUUGUACAACCCAGCCAUCCGUGUAUACAGAAAAGGUUAUAUGCAAGCCUUGAUGCGAGCCCGGAAAGAAGGUCUAAAAAUACCCAUCAGCGACAAACCCGUCACCGAUUUCGACUUGGUCAAGACACAAGAGGAACGAGAGAAGGAAAGAAAGGAGGAGGCAGAAAGAAUAAAGAUGGAGGAGAAGAAGCAUCACAUGAUAUCAACGGGGCUGUCUUCCAUAGCUCUUGGUCUAGGGAGUGGAUUGAACGAGGAGAGUGAUGAUGGUGUGAAAAGUCGGAACACUAAGCCGGAUAAAAAGCACGGAAGAAUUACUGGGUUCUUUAAGGGGAAAAAUAAAAAGAACGGAGGAGGUGCAAAUGGUGGUGAGCACCACGCCAUGUUUCAUAUGCAGACGCGAGAUACGACAGAGGAGAAUCCACAGUCUCCUUCUUCUUCUUCUUCUUCUCCUCAAGUUGUUGAAACUAGUGAUGUCGAUGUUAGGUGUUAAUUCAGUGAAUUGUUUUUGUUUAAAAAAAAAUUAAUUUAUGUUUUGUAUUCAAUGAAUUCUAUUGUGUGUAGUUCUUUUUAAAUAUUAUUUGGUGAAUUGUGAAAUAUGAAUUUGUUUUGGGUGGGUUUAUUUUUUUACAGUCAGCAAAUUAAGUUACGUAAUUCUUGAAAGUCAAUUAAUUGAGUUGUGUUGUUUAAUUUUUUCAUUUCAUUCAGUGAAUUAAGUUGUAUGUGUUCAUUUUCUGUAAUUCAAUGAAUUUUAUUCUAUAAUUAAAAAGUAAAGUAAAGUUGUUCCCACAUCCGAUCCGGACAUUGGGGAUUGCCUUGUUAGUGAGACGACUCCCUGGGCCUUCGGUAUAUUGUGGUAGGGUGGCCAGUUCCUUUCCACGCCGUCUUUACUUCCUUAACGCAAAGUAAGGUACCCAUUGCUGCUGGGUUUUUUCUUUAAAUACAUUAAAUCAAGUUUUGUGUUUAAUUCUCAAGUGUGUGUGUGU
Molecule: messenger RNA, 1834 nt
Organism: Aplysia californica (California sea hare)
Lineage: Eukaryota; Metazoa; Mollusca; Gastropoda; Aplysiida; Aplysiidae
Product: receptor for retinol uptake STRA6
Biological process (GO): vitamin A import into cell
Cellular component (GO): plasma membrane
Molecular function (GO): retinol transmembrane transporter activity; signaling receptor activity
Source: RefSeq, a predicted model, not a curated record